AUGCUACCUUGUAUUGGCACCUCAGAGGAUGCUUGUGCGACGAUCUCUGUGGCGAGUACGGAGACUGCUGCUACGACGCGGGAAAUGACGCCGAUCUCGAAUCCCCAUCUGAGGGCGGGAGGUACCGCUGUGUUCCCGACGGGAGCGACACGGGACAAUACAUGCGAGCAUCCUGCCCCUCCGGCUGGGUCGACGAGGAGGUCGCGGCGCUGUGCUGCUUGCAACAAUGUGUCCAGUACCAAUGCAGUAUGUGCCUCCCUCUAUAUUUACGCUGCGGAUACGGGGGACGAAUUCAAUUAUUUACCUUUACCAAGGUCCAAUGUCCCGUAUACGCCUCGGCCUUUUACUAUGCUGAUAGACUUCACGUCCCGAAACGGCAACAACAAGGUAGGAAAAACCUAUGUCUUUAAUCUGUCCUCCAAGAAGUACUGGAAUCUAAGUGAAAUUCCCGUCAAAGAUAACCUGAUUCAUCCAGACACUGCCCCCCCUCGUAGCAAUGGAACCUGUAGAAACGAGACGAUUCUCAAGGACGAGUAUACUAUGGUCAACGGAACUGUGGUCAUAAACCUGUCUAAUCGUUCUUACCCUCCAGGGGAGUACGAGGUUGUGGACGAAGGGGUUUCGGUGUGCUCCGCGGAGUCCGACAAGUACUCGUCUGCCAUGGGAUGGGUGACGCUGGUUGGGCUGAGCGCGUCCUCCCUGUGCCUCGUGCUGCACUUGGUCGCCUUCGCUCUCGUGCCUCACCUCAGGAACCUUCACGGCAAGAACGUGGCAUCUCUUUCUGCGUCGCUCCUCGGUGCCUACGUCACGUUCAUCUUGAGCGUUUUCGCCGAGACGUCGACGACGGAAUGCUACGUGUUCGCGGUUCUCAUCUAUUACUUGUUUCUGACGUCGUUCUCGUGGAUGAACGUCUUGGGCUUCGACGUGUUUUACACGUUCAGGCGAACCAGGCUGUGGUCCGGAGACCAGUGGAAGAGGUUCUUGGUGUAUUCUGCCUACGGCUGGCUGCUGCCCGCCUGCGCCGUGGCUGCGGUGGUAGCGCUCGACCAGACGAGGCCCCCUGGCUUCCCCCCGGAAUUCCUUCCGAGUCUUGGCGAGCACCAGUGUUGGUUCGGGCGACGUCAGGCCUUGCUGGCGUUCUUCGGCACCCCCCUGUUCGCCUGCAUCGCCAUCAACGUGGCUUUGUUCGUCGCCACGACAGCCACCAUCGCCAAGACGAGGCAGUCGGAGGUGCGGAAGACCUCCCCGAGUGACCCGAAGAAGGAGUUCCUCCUGUACCUCCGCCUGGCCGUCCUGAUGGGGAUCACGUGGAUCACUUCGCGCUUCCUCGGAGGUCGCAGCACUCUAGGUGUGAGAAUGAAGCCAUCUGACAUUUUCGCUCUGCUGCACGUGAAUCUGUGCUGGGCGCUCGCAGUUUCUGUUUCAUUUUCACGCGGGGAGGAGGCCAGGAAUCCACAGCUGGGUUCCUUGACAUGCAGUAAGGAGGAAACGCAUACGUGCAGGCAAGGAAAUGCUAAAUUGUAUUGGCUCCUCAGAGGAUGCUUGUGCGACGAUCUCUGUGGCGAGUACGGAGACUGCUGCUACGACGCGGGAAAUGACGCCGAUCUCGAAUCCCCAUCUGAGGGCGGGAGGUACCGCUGUGUUCCCGACGGGAGCGACACGGGACAAUACAUGCGAGCAUCCUGCCCCUCCGGCUGGGUCGACGAGGAGGUCGCGGCGCUGUGUCGGGCAGCUUCACCGGAACAAAUGUCCUUCCAAGAAGACCCUCUACUCCACGUGCCGGUCACCAGUGGAAGGACCAACGUGACGUAUGUGAACUACCAGUGCGCAAUGUGCCAUGGUGAUACGCAGGACAUUACCUUUUGGAAUGUCAGUUUGCAGUGCCCCUCAGUGGCACGCGACAGAGACGUUGAUGUAGAUAAUCUAGUGUUUCUAGAGGGCCAGUGGGGAGUGAUUGUGAAUGCCAGUGAGCAAGAAACGGUGCACAAAUGUGAUCUGACACUAGACCACGAAAAUUUUGGGAAUUCUGGGAGAGAGUGCAGACUCGUUGUGGACCAGUGCAUGCAAAACUGGGAUGAUGAGACGAUAGAAAAACUUUGCCAUUCAUACACAUCUCACGUAAUAAUAAAUGAGAAAUUUUACAAAAAUAACUUUUGCGCUGUUUGCAACAAUGUGUCCAUUACCAAUGAAGAAUGUGACUUAUUCUUUUCCACUUAUGCUGGGAGAGAUGAUGGCGUAUUCCUUGAUUAUGGUGUAAGGUUCGGUUUUCCGUCUCCGCCUCGACCUUUUACACUGCUGAUAGACUUCACGUGCGGAAACGGAAACAACAAGGUAGGAGAAAGCUGUUUCUUUAGUCCGUUCUCCAAGAAGUACUUGAAUCUAAGUGAAGCUUCCGUCAAAGAAACCCUGAUUCAUCCAGACGCAGCAGACAAUGCCACUGCCCCCCCUCGUAGCAAUGGAACCUGUAGAAACGAGACGAUUCUCAAGGACGAGUAUACUAUGGUCAACGGAACUGUGGUCAUAAACCUGUCUAAUCGUUCUUACCCUCCAGGGGAGUACGAGGUUGUGGACGAAGGGGUUUCGGUGUGCUCCGCGGAGUCCGACAAGUACUCGUCUGCCAUGGGAUGGGUGACGCUGGUUGGGCUGAGCGCGUCCUCCCUGUGCCUCGUGCUGCACUUGGUCGCCUUCGCUCUCGUGCCUCACCUCAGGAACCUUCACGGCAAGAACGUGGCAUCUCUUUCUGCGUCGCUCCUCGGUGCCUACGUCACGUUCAUCCUGAGCGUUUUCGCCGAGACGUCGACGACGGAAUGCUACGUGUUCGCGGUUCUCAUCUAUUACUUGUUUCUGACGUCGUUCUCGUGGAUGAACGUCUUAGGCUUCGACGUGUUUUACACGUUCAGGCGAACCAGGCUGAGGUCCGGAGACCAGUGGAAGAGGUUCUUGGUGUAUUCUGCCUACGGCUGGCUGCUGCCCGCCUGCGCCGUGGCUGCGGUGGUAGCGCUCGACCAGACGAGGCCCCCUGGCUUCCCCCCGGAAUUCCUUCCGAGUCUUGGCCAGCACCUGUGUUGGUUUGGGCGACGUAAGGCCUUGCUGGCGUUCUUCGGCACCCCCCUGUUCGCCUGCAUCGCCAUCAACGUGGUUUUGUUCGUCGCCACGACAGCCACCAUCGCCAAGACGAGGCAGUCGGAGGUGCGGAAGACCUCCCCGAGUGACCCGAAGAAGGAGUUCCUCCUGUACCUCCGCCUGGCCGUCCUGAUGGGGAUCACGUGGAUCACUUCGGUGUUGGCUUCGGUCCUACGUCUGGAAGUGCUGUGGUACGUCUUCAUCGUCUUGAACACUCUGCAGGGCCUCUUCAUCUUCCUGGCCUUCACGUGCAGGACCAAGGUGUGGGAGGCCAUCGCGCAGCCUUGCCAAACGCUCUCCUCCGUCAGCUGCUGCACAAGGCAAGAGUCAGAACCUCAGUCGAGUGACCAGACCGGAAUGUCCUCCAGCUCGACCACGACUAAUAUGACUCCCGCCGAUUCAGACAUGUCCAUUUCGACGAUCAGUGCAGUUUAAAAUAGGAAUAUCUUUAUGUAAAUAGUUAUUGUUCACAUGUAUAUAGUUAGAUUAUGAUGUUCCUUAGCAAAAAAGGAGAAACUUCAAUGCCGCCGAGAAAGUGAUCGACGUGACGAGCAGCUUCGUAAGGGAACAAGAAACAACGUAACAAGAACAAAUAUUAGGUUUCGUGAAAUAUGCAGCGAUAUUUUCUUUGUUAAUUUCUUGGUGUAUUUUAGCUCACUUAACUAACUGCAGAAACGGUGACUCAAAAUACGUUUUAUACAGCACAGCACCACUAAUGGACACUGUUUUAGCCAAUAUCUUUGUAUAUUACUGUAAAAAUUAUUUAUAUUUUUGUAAGUAAACAUUUACUGAAAAA
This is a messenger RNA of Penaeus chinensis, 3919 nucleotides long. RefSeq lists its product as uncharacterized. Gene Ontology annotation, molecular function: G protein-coupled receptor activity. NCBI's taxonomy places the organism in Eukaryota, Metazoa, Arthropoda, Malacostraca, Decapoda, Penaeidae. The transcript has 2 exons. Bases 1 to 3558 code for a protein of 1185 amino acids. The record is from RefSeq and is a predicted model, not a curated record. Gene Ontology annotation, biological process: G protein-coupled receptor signaling pathway; cell surface receptor signaling pathway. Gene Ontology annotation, cellular component: membrane.